GCCAUCUUGCUGUGUGCUGCGUGCUGUUAAUUGACCAUGUCUUCUCACAAGACUUUCAGGAUCAAGCGAUUCCUGGCCAAGAAACAAAAGCAGAAUGGUCCCAUUCCCCAGUGGAUUCGGAUGAAAACUGGUAAUAAAAUCAGGUACAACUCCAAGAGGAGGCACUGGAGGAGAACCAAGCUGGGUCUCUAAGGCGUCCCACCUCACACAAUGACACACCUAAUUGGCACCAUGUAUUUAAUUAAGCUACUUGAGGAUCAUGUGUUCUAUUCCAUCACCCUGUUAACCACCUUUCUGCCUGGCCAAUAGAUACCAUUUAUCAGCGAAAGAUUUUUCUGUUACUAUAGCUCUGCACCAGUGGGUUGGUUUGGUAAUAAACAUGAGGCCUUUGAGCUGUAAAAAAAAAAAAAAAA
Molecule: messenger RNA, 413 nt
Organism: Mustela erminea (ermine)
Lineage: Eukaryota; Metazoa; Chordata; Mammalia; Carnivora; Mustelidae
Product: 60S ribosomal protein L39-like
Exons: 1
Coding region: 37-192 (51 amino acids)
Biological process (GO): translation
Cellular component (GO): cytosolic large ribosomal subunit; ribosome
Molecular function (GO): structural constituent of ribosome
Source: RefSeq, a predicted model, not a curated record